Panicum virgatum (switchgrass) is the source of this 480-nucleotide messenger RNA. RefSeq lists its product as uncharacterized. Lineage: Eukaryota; Viridiplantae; Streptophyta; Magnoliopsida; Poales; Poaceae. Gene Ontology annotation, molecular function: nucleic acid binding. The record is from RefSeq and is a predicted model, not a curated record. The transcript has a single exon. Bases 1 to 480 code for a protein of 159 amino acids.
AUGGGCUCCGAGUUUUGGGACUACUGCCAAGAAAGCUGCAUCGACAUCUACUACGCUUCCGUGGCGCAUCCCAAGUGCAAUGGCCAAGUUGAGAGGGCCAACGGCUUGAUCCUCCAGGGGCUCAAAGUCAGAAUUUUCGACCCGAUUAAAAAGUAUGGUGCAAAGUGCCUCCAAGAACUACCCAGAGUAGUUUGGGGACUCCGCAUGCAAAGAAGCCGGGCUACCGGCUACUCACCGUUCUUCAUGGUGUAUGGUUCUGAAGCAGUCUUGCCAUCGGACAUAGCUUUUGGUGCUCUGCGCAUCCAGAACUACGACGAGAACGAAGCUGAUGCAACUCGAUGUACCGACAUCGAUUCGGCAGAGGAGCACCGCCUGACGGUCUCCAUUCAGCACGCGAGAUAUGAGGAGCAGCUCCGGCGCUAUCAUGAUUGCAACGUCCACGAGCGCGACUUCAACGUCGACGACCUAGUUCUGCGAUGA